This is a messenger RNA of Fusarium verticillioides 7600, 2864 nucleotides long. RefSeq lists its product as hypothetical. Lineage: Eukaryota; Fungi; Ascomycota; Sordariomycetes; Hypocreales; Nectriaceae. The record is from RefSeq and is a predicted model, not a curated record. Bases 641 to 2746 code for a protein of 701 amino acids. The transcript has a single exon.
CUCCAAUGGAGGAAAAGGUGAGUGGUUAUCAGCGUACGAGGCUUGCAGUAGUUUGUGAAACAAGUAAGCUAGCCGUGAUGGUUUUCGUGAGAAUUCAUGCUAUAACGAUGGCAGCAUUUGCGCCAAGUUUUGGUGGAUAAUCUUGGAUCUUGACCCGAUGUUUAGGGACCAGGCUGUCGUAAGGCUCAAUGAGGUUCAUUGGGAAACGCGCAGAUCUGGUGAGUAAGCAAGGCGCAUUCUUACUUCUACUUUCUAAUUAAGCUGUUGGUACCCUAUGUACAAAGUCACCUUGCCCAAAAAGGUGACUCGAGACAGGAGACAGGGCGGUUUCGCUUCGCAUGGUCGCCUCAGAGGUCCUGAACGACUUGGGAUUAGCCACACAUGUGCUAUAAUCCUUAACAGGGCUCUGCUUGGCUUUCAGCUUUUCUUAAAAUAGAAUCGUUGUGCAACCGCCGAUAGCGUUUUUCCCAUAGCCUGCCUAUCAGGCUCCGGAGAAAGGUGUUCUUAAAGGUUUCGCAGUGCGAGGUUCCUGGGAACUCGCACACAACCUUUUAUCUAUCUGAUACCCCUACUGUUGAGACCAAUAAGGUUGCACAAUUACCUACAGAACCAGGUUCAGUCUUGGACUGGGCGAGUCAUCAUGCCAACUUCCCAAACACCCGAAGACCUGAAUUAUUCUCAAAUCGAGCUUCUCUUGCUUAAUUCAGAUCCAUCCACAACGAUUGAUUCAUCCAGUCACCGAUACAAGAAUCGAGACGGAAUCGAGACUUAUCGACCUCUGAUCGACAAGGCCAGAAACGUCAGCGAUGAUCAAUCCGAUGGCCCCAAAGAAACAGGAAUAGUAAUUCGGAAAGCGUUGGUUUCACCGUCGUCCAAGGCCAAGGAUAAGAAAGGCAAAGUUACAGACACAGAGAAGCACUUUCCAGAACAUCCUUGUUGGAUCUGGAGGUGGGAACUUCUCCAGCUCCUCAUCGCUUCCGGACUCUUUGCCGCCAUCUGUAUCGUUCUCUAUAUAUAUACUGGCAAGGAACUCCCUGAAUGGAAGAAUUUAGGCAUUACCCUUAACACACUCGUUUCUAUCAUUGCCACUUUUUUCCGCGCAUCAAUUGCAAUUAUCUCUUCCGAGGUACUUGCUCAGCUUAAGUGGGAGUGGCUUUCUGGUAGCUUUCGUCCAAUGUCAGAUAUUCAAAUGUUUGACACUGCUACAAGAGGUGUUAUCGGAUCCCUUCAGCUACUUCCUGCUAUAGCGCUCCGUCAACCUCUCACGCUCGAAGCUAUCCUUAUUUUAUUUUUGUCACUGGGUAUCGGAUCCUUUACACAGCAAUCGAUUCAGACUUAUCAGUGUCUGCAACCGGUACACCUUGUGCCACCGCCUUCUAUAACUAUUGCAAAAACCCUGGAUUGGUCUGACUUUGCUCAGCUCACGCAAGGGGGUAGAUAUGGUCUAAAAGCCAAGAUGUCACUGGCCAUGAAGGAUGCGAUAAUACAAGCGCGUAAUAUCAGCACCCUGUACAGCUGCCCUACAGGCUACUGCAAUUUUACCACCUUUCCCGAAUACACUUCACAGGGACUGACAAAACGAAUGUCACAUGCAAAUCUUGGUAUAUGCAGUGCCUGUACCAAUAUAGAUAAACUUGUCCUCCAACAUGAUCGAGAUGGCAAGAAAACAACUACCUAUUCUCUGCCAACUGACGAGAGCAAAAAUGGUUCCAGGAUAGUUCUUGGAAGCCAGGAUGGAGUCAGAGAUACUCACAUGAGUGUACACACUACCAGAAAUCUAGAUUGGACUAAUAAGACCGUUUCUAGAGCUUUCUUAAACCGCGCUCGGUGGUCCAUUUCAAACAUCACAUUUUUAGCAGCACGAGAUCAUUAUUCCAUUGACGUAGCAGCAGCGGCUUGUAUACUCUAUCCAUGCAUCAGAUACUACACCGCCGCAGUAAAGACUUUUCGGCUGUCAGAGGACAUGGUAUGGGAAGUGCCUCUACGAACACAAAGCCCCGAGAAAAUAUGGUCCGCGAAAGCCAAAUCUUUUGGUUAUGAUUGGAAAGGUGUUAUGCGGCCGUGCUUGGUUAAUGGGAAACGGCGAAACUUAUCAGACAUACCUUCGUCAACAGAUCAUUCUACUCGAGUGUAUUUUCACAAAGAUGACUGGGCUGAGCAAAGCAUCGACAAACCACCCAGCUUUGACAAUAUUACAGCGCCUGCUGAGUGUGUCAUGGAGUUCCCAAGGAACCUUGGGCUCGCGUUCGAGACAGAAAUAGAAGCGACCUUUAAUUUUAACUGUACGCCUGCAGAUGAUACUUCCGGGGAACUUUCCUGUCGAACAGAUUCCGCCAUGGAAAACUCAUUUCCAUCGCCUCUAUCAAGUUUUCUCAAGGAAAAUAGAACGUCAGAAGCCAUCGACAAUGCAUUGGAACUUAUAGCCACGCGAAUCACGCAAGAAAUACGUCAAGUCAGAAAAGAUUCCAAGCAUCUUCGAGUGACUGGGAACGCGUCAGAGAACCGUUUUUGCGUUCAAAUAGCGUGGAAGUGGCUUAUCUUCCCAGGAGCGCUUUUGGGUUUAUGUGCAAUCCUACUUUUUGCAGUCAUUUUUAGGUUCGGGUUAUCAAAGAAGAGGAGAAUUUGGAAGAGUUCUGUUUUGCCCUUGCUUCUGAGAGAUUAUCCUGGGUUGGAGAGGAUGGAUUUGAAAGAAAUAGAACAAUUAGCAGAAGGCUUUGAGGCCAAGAUGCAGAGGCCACUAGACUAGGUAGUUUUGUUAUUUUUGCAACCAUCGUGGUAUCGAUGUCUAAGUUGUGGGCUAGAAGUGUUAUUUGCAGUCGAGGCUUGUGGCUGAGAGCUUAUUCCGGCAGAGAGAACCUAGUUAU